AAAAAACUUUAUGGAAAAGGAUUAAAGAUACUGUUAAAAUCUUCGUUUUCAAUUUUCUCUGCUCAAGCUUUUUUAUUUUCUUUUUCCUAACGAAAAUGUCGUUAGGGCACAAAAGUUCGGGGAAUCCAGCCGCCAUCCUUUCUUCUCUCAUGAACAAAAGAGAAAAGCUUCAAGACGAGCUUCGCAAUAUCGAAAAGCAGGUUUUUGAGUUAGAAACUAAUUAUUUGCAAGAUUCGAGCCAUUUCGGGCAUGUUUUGAAAGGAUUCGAAGGGUUUCUUUCUUCAUCCAAGAACACGGCAAACUUGAAGAGGUCUAGGAAAUUUCAGCCUGAAGAUAGAUUGUUUUCUUUGUCAUCAGUCACGUCACCAGUGGCUGACGAACUUGGAGUUAGACAAGAUGAUGGAAGAUCUGACUUUGGCUCAGCUCGGUCUAAGGGUGGAGGCUUAGCUGCCAAUGGCCAAGGGAAACAGAAGAAGGGAAGGACCGCCUCAUCAGCAAGAGAUGGAAAGAGAACGAGGCCAUCAAGCGAACAAGAUUUUGAUGAUGAAGAUGACCCUGAUAUGAGCUUGAGAUAAGUUAUAAAACAACCACUUAAAAUGUAAUUUUAAAUGUAGGUUUGUAGGUGUUCUUUUUAUUACAAUUGAAGGGAAUUCUGAGUAUUAGUCUUAGGUAGCCUUGAUGUUGAAAGCAGUCGUUAGGGUAGCUUGUAUUACUUUUUGGAAUGUUGCAAAUCUAGGUGUCAUGUAUCAUGUAUAAUUAUUGUAUAAUUUCCACUUUCCUGUAUCUUGAUUGAUUUCAUUGUAUUAUGUUGUUGAAUAUUCGCAUAGAA
Messenger RNA from Gossypium arboreum, 829 nucleotides. RefSeq names its product chromatin modification-related protein eaf6. The coding region runs from base 96 to 575 and encodes 159 amino acids. Lineage: Eukaryota; Viridiplantae; Streptophyta; Magnoliopsida; Malvales; Malvaceae. The transcript is spliced from 6 exons. The record is from RefSeq and is a predicted model, not a curated record. Gene Ontology annotation, cellular component: histone acetyltransferase complex.